AUGGCGCCCGUGUGGGCGCUGUGUGCGGUGUCCGGGACGAAUGCGGGGACGCGACUGGGACGAGCGACGGCGACGGCGUUUAGCGCUGCGGGAAGCGUCGCGUACGUCGACGCGUGGACGCCGUCGAGCGAGAAGAAGACGUUUAUAAGUGCCUUGGUGUGGAUGUUGGCCAUGCGCUUGAUGAGCGGGGCGUUCGCGAUGGAUGCGGUGAUGGUGGCGUUCGCGCGCGCGUGCGCGUGGGGGCUCGCGGGGGCGGCGGCGCCGAGCGAGACGACGCUGCUGUCCGUCGGUGCGGCGAGCGUGAUGGAGAUGUGCGUGGGGAUUUAUCGCGACGUCGGGACGAGAGCGCGCGCGUCCGAGUCGAGCGCGUUGGCGGGCGCGUUCGCGAUCGCGGGCGUCGGACUUUUGCUCGCGAGCGCUCGGCUCGUGUGCUGGCCGACGCCGGCGAGCAAGGCGACGCAAUUCGGCGUUCUGAGCCUCGCGCUGUCGGUUCCCGAGUGGUUUUAUCGCGUGAGUAAUCCUGGUAAGAGUAACAUGAUCCUCGGUGUGGUGCGAUACACGAUGAAGACGAACAUGGAGACCUUGACGUCGUUGACGAAGCUCUGGUGCACGGGUCUCGCCGUCGCCCUCGGCGUGGCGUACAACGCGCGAGCGAUGCCGCUCACGAUGCGCAGGAAGGCGUUUCAUUUCCUCGCCAUCGUCAUGUUCGCGCCAACGUUGAUGCCGAACAGCGGACUCGGUGAGUUGAUUCGCGUCGCCUUUGCCGUCGCCUUCGCGCUCUUCGCCUGCGUCGAGUGCGCUCGCGUCUUCGACGCCUACUACGGCCACGGGCUCUUCGGCUGGAAGCUCAGCGUGCUUCUCGCGCAAUUCGUCGGCGACGGCGUGGUGUCGCUCAUCAUUUUGGAUCACUUUUCAUUGCUCCUCGGCAUCGCCGUCCCGGUGUGGCUCAGCGGCGACUCGAAAUCUCUCGUACCGUGGGCGGGCGUGCUCACGCUCGGCGUCGGCGACAGCUUCGCCUCCAUCGUCGGCGGCGCGAUUGGACGCCGCAAAGUGUUCGGUGAGCGCUCGUCCAAGACGCUCGAAGGCGCGAUUGCGUUCGCAGUGAGUACUUUCGUCGCCGCGUCCUACGUCGGCGUCGAUAUUUCCGCGUCGAAACUCGCGGGCGCGUGCGUCGCCACGGCGCUCUUUGAGCUCUCCGUCGAGGGCGUGUCGGACAAUUUUGUGUUGCCUCUGUAUUUUGCCGCGCUCGUCGCGCCGUGAGAUGUUGUAGACUAAUCAAUAAUACUCGUAAUAACAUUCUACUGU
This is a messenger RNA of Ostreococcus lucimarinus CCE9901, 1305 nucleotides long. RefSeq lists its product with no specific name. Gene Ontology annotation, biological process: dolichyl monophosphate biosynthetic process. The transcript has a single exon. The record is from RefSeq and is a predicted model, not a curated record. NCBI's taxonomy places the organism in Eukaryota, Viridiplantae, Chlorophyta, Mamiellophyceae, Mamiellales, Bathycoccaceae. Bases 1 to 1260 code for a protein of 419 amino acids. Gene Ontology annotation, molecular function: dolichol kinase activity. Gene Ontology annotation, cellular component: endoplasmic reticulum membrane.